Musa acuminata subsp. malaccensis (wild Malaysian banana) is the source of this 4628-nucleotide messenger RNA. RefSeq lists its product as uncharacterized. The record is from RefSeq and is a predicted model, not a curated record. Gene Ontology annotation, cellular component: CCR4-NOT complex. Lineage: Eukaryota; Viridiplantae; Streptophyta; Magnoliopsida; Zingiberales; Musaceae. Gene Ontology annotation, biological process: protein ubiquitination. Gene Ontology annotation, molecular function: RNA binding; ubiquitin-protein transferase activity.
GCAAAAACACCAAGUGCGUCCUGCGGACAAACCCAUCCCUUCGUAAGAGAGAAGAGGCGUCCUCCCGAUCCCGACCUCAGCCUUCGAUCCAUUCCCAAUCCCCCCAGUGACCACCAUGAGUGAUGAUGGAGAUAGGACCUGUCCUUUGUGCGCUGAGGAGAUGGAUCUGACUGACCAGCAGCUGAAACCUUGCAAAUGUGGAUAUGAGAUUUGUGUUUGGUGUUGGCAUCAAAUAAAUGACAUGGCUGAGAAAACAGAAGGGCGGUGUCCCGCAUGUCGCACGCCAUAUGACAAGGAAAGGAUUGUCAGAAUGGCCGCCAACUGCAAAAGGAUAGUUGCUGAGAUAAAUUCUGAGAAAAAGCAGAAAUCUCAAAAAGCAAAGCUGAAAACAUCUGCAGAAGCUAAGAAGCAUCUUAGCAGUGUCAGAGUGAUGCAACGAAACCUUGUGUACAUAAUUGGACUUCCUACUAAUUUAUGCGAUGAUAGUUUUCUUGAAAGUAAGGAAUACUUUGGUCAGUAUGGGAAAGUUAUAAAGGUGUCAAUUUCUCGUCCUGCAAGUACCCCUACCCAGCAAGCAUCAAGUAACAGCACGUGUAGUGUGUAUGUUACAUAUGCAAGAGAAGAAGAAGCUGUUCGAUGCAUUAAAGCUGUACACAAUUAUGUUCUGGAGGGUAAGACCUUGAGGGCAUGUUUUGGUACAACGAAAUAUUGCCAUGCCUGGUUGAGAAAUAUGACCUGCAGCAAUCCAGAUUGUCUGUAUUUGCAUGAUAUAGGCAGCCAAGAAGAUAGUUUCAGCAAGGAUGAGAUUAUUUCAGCUUAUACAAGGAGUAGGGUUCGACAAAUUGCUUCAAAUAAUUCUCAACAGCAUUCAGGAACUGUUUUGCCUCCUCCAGCCGAUGACUUUUCUAACAGUAUAACAGCUUCAAGCAGAUAUCACAUCAGAAGUGCCUCAAAUAGCAUCUCAAGCCAGGCCAAAGGUUCUCCUCCUAAUAGCAAUGCUGGGAAGCCCACUGUUCUUCCGGCUGGUGCUUCAUGGGGUCUUCAAACUUCGAACUGCCGGUCUCCUGUUGCAAGUGCAGCAUGCUCCCAAGUUUCCCAUGCCAAACAAAAGGUAGAGAUGGUUGGUAAUUUGUCUUUGCCUCCUGUAUUGACUGAAAGCACAGAUCAUCCUUCUGCAUGGAAUGAUGAAGUAGCUACAACAUCCAAGGUGCCUGAAAACCAGACUUUAACAACUAAUAAAUCACCUUUGUUGUUAACGGAAAGUACUAAGCAGUCCUCUUUGAGGCAUAAUUUUGUGGAUAUGACGCCGAAAAUGCCAGCAAACCGAGAAUCGCUGCAAGUUGGUGACAUUUCUCAACCUGUAGAACCUUUGAGGUCAUCACUGGAGGCGGUUGUAACAAAUAAUUGUUCAUCCAGAUCUUCAUUGGAUGACAUAGUUGUGACAUCAAAGCUUGGUGAAGAAAAACCAAUGUCACACUCGGAUUGCGAGUUUAUGCCUAUUAUUGACGAGCAGAGCCAAACAGUUGUAUCAGAUGUAUCAACUAUAGAUCUCUCGGACAUCCCUCGUGCUUCGCAGGUGGCCUCAAAUUUCUCAUAUAGCCUUCCAGUUAGUGCAUCAGAAGAUAACGAAACAUCCAUUUAUGCAAAUGGUGACAACACAAAGGCAAUAAAUAGCACCAUUUCUAAAGGUUUUGAUAGACAAUUCAGCAGGUCUGGUUCUGGUAGUGCUACUCAAGGUUCUAGUAUUGUCAAUGGGGUAACACAUAGUUUAUGCUCAAGUUUGUCUUCAGUAACUAUAGAUAGCCAUGUUAGAGCUGAUCAGUUGCAUGUGAACCAGCAUCAAUUUUCAAAUGUUAAUAGUUUUACAGCUGUGAUGCCUCUGACAAAUGACUCGGAUUCAGCUUCAUUGAACAAAGCCCUGCUGUUGCUUGAUAAGGAUGCUAGUAACAGGUUAAGGGACCGGAGUUGCGAGCUACUAAAGGAAAAGUCGACCUCUGCAGUUAAUAACAAAGAUGUCUUGCUACUUCCUUCUGACAAUAAAGUACUUAGAGUUUCAGAUACUGUUGAUAGACUAUCUUCUUCAAUUUACCUAAAUCAUUCACACAAUAGCGGUAAUUGUUCAAGUUCUACUUCUUGGAACACCUAUGUCCAAGAUAAACAAACCCCAAGAGUUGGCAGAAAUAUGGACAGAUAUUCGGAGACGGCCAUGCUUCCAUUUUUUCCAUUAGGCGAUAAAGAAUCUGCACUGCCCAAUGGUCACAAAGCUUAUGAGCAAAACAGUUGUUCACCUGGGAGGGGUUUUCAGUGUCCUGAGAUGAACUGCAAUGAAGAAAAGGUGAAAUCUUCAGGAAGAGUUAAUGAUAUAGCCAGUUCUAACAAAUAUGCAACUGUAGAGAUAAAGAGGGAGAGCAGCAUCAUUUCGGAUAUACUGUCACUAGAUGUUGAUCCAUGGGAUGACUCCUCAGCUACAAGUAAUAGUUUUGCUAGACUGCUUGGUGAAACCGAAAAACAAGAAAGCUCCUUUAAAUUAUUAAGUUCUUGGAGAUCCAACAACAGCAAUCAGUCUAGGUUUUCUUUUGCCAGGCAAGAAUGCCAAGGGAGUGUUGUACAACCUACCAGAGGUGAGGCCCAUGCACAGAUGUUUUGCUCAUCACAUGAUUCAUUUGAACACGGGCUUCGAAAUGGAACUAUGUUUGAUACUUUUGAGUCUCCCAACACUGUCAUCAACAGCAACCCUGUUGUCUCAUUUGACAAGGCUGCUGGUACUUUGAAGGCUAAGAUAUCAGCUCCACCUGGAUUUUCCACUCCAAGCAGAGUACACCUUCCAGAUUUUUCUUCUCAAGAUAGAUUCUACCAAACACAUGAGGCAGUGUUCUCAGAAAAUCAUCUUCUCAGUAGUGCAGUUGAAAAUCAUUAUCAAACACAAAUAUCUGGAAAUCCUAGUGAUAUAGGAUUUAUUGAUCCAGCAAUUUUGGCUGUCGGCAAGGAGCGAAUGUCACUUGGAAUAAAUAAUGCUGGGUUGGGCCUUAAAUCUACAUUUUCUGCACAAAUUAGCGUUUCAGAUAGUGACCCAAGGAUUCAUCUAUUGAGGCCGCAGUCUCUUUCUUCUUAUCACAACAUGGAUAUACCAGAGUCUGCGGGAGACAGAUUCUUGCAAUUGGGUGAUACAUAUAUUACAUCUCAACUUUCAGCAGAAAACCGUAGGGGUCUUUCUCCAAUUGCACAGAUAUCAUUCCAGCAAUUGAGAAAUAAACAAUUUUUUAACAAACAGUGGGAUGGCUUGAAUGAUUUACGGACUGGAAGUGAUAUGGGUUUGAGGGAAGCUUUGAGGAAUGAAAGAUUUGGGCUAACUAAUGGCUAUUCUAGCAACGAGGAACGAAAAUUUCUUUUCCCAAAUGGUGAUCUAUAUAACAGGGAAUUUAGGAUGUAGUGGUUAACUGCCACAAUGCAGCAUUUGUCCAUCGUCCAUGUAUAUGCCCUUGCAUCUCUGAAUAAAUAACAUUGGUUCUUUUUAGCAGACAGGUUAGUUUAUGGACACGUGUGCUGCAACUUUCAAAGGUUGGCUGUGCAUUUUGAAAGUGAGAGUAUACAUUCAGCCACUUCCAUCAAAGGUUAACAUGGGUUUUAUCUAUCUGUAUCAAAUUUGAGAAUACUAGGAGAAUCAUUGGUUCUACAAAACCAAAGCUCUGACCUUUUAUGAUAGGUGACACUUAAAAUGUUGAAUUUUGGAAUUUUCUGAUCUUGGAUUGUCUUGGGGAGCAAAGUUUGCUGAUAGAGAGUUUUUUAAUCGAUGGUGGUUGUUAGGAACUAGAGUGUUGCCGCAUAAGUUUUCAAUAUAAUGCACGCCAGAUGAGUGGUCUAAGACUGAAUGCAUAAGUGGAGCAAACUUACCAAUAGUUUCUUUAAUAUAAUGUUGGAGAAAUGUUGAUCAGCUCCACAUUAAAAGGAAUGCCCAAGCGAGUGAUGAGCGAGCUCAUGCUGAAGUUCUACUUGUUUUGUCGGCUUGGAGUUUACACAACACUGUCAGCAAUUCAUCCUGUUUUAUCGGGUCCUUUCUCGGGUAUUCUUGCUGCCUUGGUGCAUGGUUCUACCAUGGGGACAACAGGAAGAACUGUUGGAUAUUUCUUACAUGGUGGAAGCAGGCCGGCUCAUGAAAGGGUUCUGUUUUCCUCCAUGAAUGCUGAUUGAUUCGUGGAGGCUUCAAGGACCUUUUCCGAUGACCGACGGACUUCGCCUGACAAUUUUAACUGUGAGUAUGAUGUUCGACUUGAAUUAAAGAUAUGAUUUUGUCAUGUAGCAGGGUAGCUGACAGUAUUUACAUAGCCGAUGAAACAUCAGAUUCGGAUUGGUUAUGUAGUUUGUCUGCUACUAUCUUGCUAAUGAAAUCCAAAGAUUAAAGGUGUGCGCUUAAACUUUCUCAAGGUAGAAACAUUAAUUAAAAAAAAUCCUCUAUUUUGGUUUCUUAAGAAGGAUUUACUUUUUUAAUCCUUGUAGAUGUGAUGCAACAUCUUUUUGAGAAGCUGUAUAAGAUUGUUUUCUGAAAUGUGAUAAAAGGAUACUGCUAUCUGUAGAAGCUCCAGAUACAAUUUUUUUUUUAAUUACAAUAAUAAGAAACGCUUGUGAAGAAG